AUGGCCGACUCGGAGAGCCAUUAUGCCUUCGACGAUGGUCCCGAUGACGAGCAGUCCAUCAUCUCGACUCGAGGACUCGAGGCCUUUAGCCGAAAGGUCACUGUAACGGCCAGCCAGCUCAUGGGCCCGGCCGCAGAGGCAUCCGGAGCCCACUACCGCGCCGCCAUGGCCGAGGUUCACAAGCAGAUGAAGCGCCCCAGCGUCCAGCGCGGCAUGUUCUCCAUGGCCCGGUCCAGCCCGACCGAGAUUGUGCGGUCCAAGCUGUCCACGGCCGAGAUCCAGCACCGCGCCCUCACCCACCUGCCCGACGAGCUGCUGUCCAACAUCCCCGACCACCAGAACGCCUACUCGCUCUUCCAGGGCUUCCAGGCCAGCUUCCCCGAGCUGGCCCAGGACGGCAAGAAGCACCGCCGCCGCCCGUCGAGGGGCCGCAAGCUACUGGAGGAGGGCGAGGGCACGCCCGCGACGCCGACCAAGCUGGCACAGCUCAAGAAGGAGAAGACGGCCAUGGUGCACGAGCUGGAGCUUCUGGGCGUUCGCAAGAGCAUGGUCAGUUGCGAGAUCCGCGAGAUUGACAACAAGAUUGCCAACCUGUACGGCAUGCGCCGCAUUGUGCUGGAGCGGUUGGCGGGCUUUGAGCAGGACGAGGCGUCGCUUGAGCAUGAUGUCAUGGAUCUCGAAUUGAAAAUCGACGAAGUCCAAGCCAUUGUCGACGAGGCCGAGGAUUUUGCUCGCAACACCGCCACCAAGGACGAGCGAGAUCUAGUAGGAGAUGCCGACGACCACGACCCCGAAUUCAUGUCCAAAUCCGUCUAUGAGAAGCUGCCCGCCACCGAAGGCAAGCAGCGCAAGACGAAAAAGGUUCAUCGCCGGAAAUCCAUGGCCAUCCUGCACGAGCACUUUGCCCCGGGAUCCAACAUUCGAGAAAUCCGAGCCCACCGAGAUACCAUUACCGCCAUGGAUUUUGAUGCGCCUUUUGGGACUUUGGUUACUGCUGCGCUGGACGACACCGUCCGAGUCUGGGAUUUGAACGCUGGCCGAUGCAUGGGCUAUCUAGAGGGCCACACGGCUUCGGUGCGUGCUCUGCAGGUCGAGGAUAACAUUUUGGCUACUGGUUCCAUGGACGCCACCAUCAGGUUAUGGGAUCUGAGCAAAACACAUUACAACCCUCAGGGCGGAAAGGAGGUUGGCGAUGACGACGAGGACGCCAUUGCCUUUGAGCACCCCGAUGCCCAGCCGAUCGAGCCGCCAGAGGGCAGCAUGGACGACUGCGCGCUCUUUACCCUGUCAUCUCACGUCGACGAAAUCACCGCGCUUCACUUCAGGGGAGAUGUCUUGGUGUCCGGCUCGGCAGACAAGACGAUCCGGCACUGGGACCUGGAAAAGGGCCGCUGCGUGCAGACGCUCGACGUCAUGUGGGCUGCUGCUCAGGCGUCAGCCAUUGCGACGACUGACGAUACGUGGAGGCCGACUGGCCGAGCUCAGGGAACCAGCGCCGACUUCGUCGGUGCCUUGCAGGUAUUCGAGUCGGCGCUGGCGUGCGGUACGGCCGACGGCAUGGUGCGCCUGUGGGACCUCCGAAGCGGCCAGGUUCACCGGAGCUUGGUGGGCCACACGGGGGCCGUGACAUGUCUGCAGUUUGACGAUGUGCAUCUGGUGACUGGCAGCUUGGACCGAAGCAUCAGGAUAUGGGAUCUUCGAACGGGGUCCAUCUACGACGCCUACGCCUACGACAAUCCCGUCACCAGCAUGAUGUUUGAUGCGCGACGGAUCGUCAGCGCGGCCAGCGAGGACGUGGUCAAGGUGUACGACAAGGUCGAGGGCCGGCAGUGGGACUGCGGCGCGGGCAUUGCCGGGGCCGAGGGCUCCAAGAACGCCGCCAUCGUCGAGCGUGUGCGUCUCAGAGACGGCUACCUGGUGGAGGGUAGGCGGAACGGCAUUGUGGGUGUAUGGACGUGUUAA
Messenger RNA from Trichoderma citrinoviride, 1962 nucleotides. RefSeq names its product WD40 repeat-like protein. The coding region runs from base 1 to 1962 and encodes 653 amino acids. The transcript has 4 exons. The record is from RefSeq and is a predicted model, not a curated record. Gene Ontology annotation, molecular function: protein binding. NCBI's taxonomy places the organism in Eukaryota, Fungi, Ascomycota, Sordariomycetes, Hypocreales, Hypocreaceae.